Messenger RNA from Nothoprocta perdicaria, 3792 nucleotides. RefSeq names its product transmembrane protein 170B (gene TMEM170B). Gene Ontology annotation, biological process: negative regulation of canonical Wnt signaling pathway. The record is from RefSeq and is a predicted model, not a curated record. Gene Ontology annotation, cellular component: plasma membrane. NCBI's taxonomy places the organism in Eukaryota, Metazoa, Chordata, Aves, Tinamiformes, Tinamidae. The transcript is spliced from 3 exons. Bases 8 to 406 code for a protein of 132 amino acids.
CGCGAAGAUGAAGGUGGAGACGGGAGACAACUCCAUGAUCAACCUGUCGGUGCAGCAAGUGCUGAGCCUGUGGGCGCACGGCACCGUCCUGCGCCACCUCACCGAGAUGUGGUACUGGGUUUUCCUGUGGGCUCUCUUCUCCUCUCUCUUUGUCCAUGGUGCUGUGGGAGUGUUAAUGUUUGUGAUGCUGCAGAGGCAUAGGCAGGGGAGGCUGAUCUCUGUCAUAAUGGUCAGCAUCGGAUUUCUGGGUUCUGUAACUGGAGCAAUGAUAACCAGUGCUGCAGUAGCUGGAAUUUACAGAGUAGCAGGGAAGAAUAUGGCUCCCUUGGAAGCUCUUGUCUUUGGUGUUGGACAGACAGUACUGACAUUAAUUAUCUCAUUUUCGAGAAUUCUUGCAACACUUUGAGACUCCUGUGAAAAUUUUCACCGGCUUUAAAGAAAUCUUUAUUCUGAAGAGAAGCUUCCUGUAAGUGGAUUCCUCAACUUGUGGACUUGAUUAGUGCACAAGGAAGGAAGGAUGUGGAGCGUGUCCUGCACAUGUAGAGGUUCAGUCAAGUGAGCAGGCUGUCCUCUAGUGCCUGGACUGCUGUACUUCUGCGCUGCGCCUCAUGUGCCUCGGCCGCGGGCAGGUGUCAUGGAUGUGAAGCCGAGAGGGCACCUCGAGUAGCUGCCGGCCGCGCUGGCGCUCGGGGAGCGCGGUGUCGUGUUAGCAGAGCUGUCACAGAACAAAGUCUUGAUGAAGUUGCCAAAUGUGGAAGUGAAGAGGUAACUGUUGGUGGGGUGAGCUUCUGCUCACAGGUGUGGUGUUACAUGAAUGCUGUGAGCGUAAACUCAGCCUGAGUUCAGGUAGACCAGCCUGCCGGUCAUGGUUUAUUAGCAGAAUCUCCUUGAGUGCUCAAUUCUCACUGAGCAUUAGAAACAACUACUUGUUCUGUUCUGAAAGGCAGAUGAAUAUUGGUGGGGUGGGAGAACUACAGCUUUAGCAACACUAAUGAGUGUCAUCUGUAGAAGGUUUGACUUGUGACAGUCAACUCACAGCACAGCAUUUUGUCUUGGUUUUUAUGUCUGCAUAUUAAACCUGAGAUGCUCAAACACCACUAGUUUGGGAUAGGGAUGUAAGGGAUACUAAGUACAAUCUGUUGUACAUGCACAAACAAAUCUUAAAUUGAUACUUUACUUGUAAAUAGUGUCUUAAACACAGGUGGUCACCAGCCUUCCGAAGGCCUAUUUGUUGCAAAUAAGUUUCCUAUAUUUAUUUAAGUACUGAUAAGACUUCUUUAUCCCUAUAUAUACAUAUAUGUACAUGCUUUAAAGCAUAUUUGUAAAACAAAUAAGUGUAACAUAGUCUUAAGGAGAAUGGGAAAGGGUGAAUAUUUGAUACACCUGAAUUCUAUUGAAUAGAAUUGGUAAGAUUGUUUAAUAAAAUACACUUAUGUUAGUUCAAAAGUUUGGAAGUGGGACACUGUACUGUAUUUACUUCCUUGUUUCUUAACACUUUAUAUCCGUGGAAUGGUUAUAUAUGUGGAAUUUUCCAACACUUAGCUUUCAGUAGAGUGUGUGUGUGUGGUUUUUUCCCAGUUAAAAGGAGCAGUAGUGUUGUGCAUGUGACAUGUCUUAAAUGUGAAAUGUUUUGCAGUGAACAGAAUUUUUUAAACUCUAAUUUAUGAAAUGCAGAAUUUAAAAGGGCACAAAGUUCUGUGUGAGGAAUGAGGAGACCGAAUGCAGCAGCAGGCUAUAAUAUGCAGUCAGGAAGAGUAAAUAAUGCAGUAGUGUUGCUGAAAUAAUGACAAAAAGAUGUUCGGAACUGCUGAAGUCAGUGGUGUCAGCUGCACAGCUAAACAGAUACGGUUAAAAUGCAGCUAAUAGUCCAACCAUAUUGUUGAGUGCUUCAGAGUAUUAUAAUGAAUUAAUCUGUCUGCCUUUAUUUUCCUCCAUAUAAACCUUCAUAAGAGCUAAGGCUGCUAAUAUUAAUUUUGUUCUUUUAAAGUAUUUAAGGCAUUUGUUUGGUAAAUAUACGGAGUUGUAGGCUUUGCAGAACAAGGUAUAAGUAAAUUUAUAAACCUUUUCAGUGCUAAGUGUUUUUGUCUUUGAUUUACUUUUAGAAUGUGGCUAAAUACAUAUAAUAUAUAUUCUGUUCUAUUGAAUGUCUUCAAAAAUUUGUUUUAAAGUUCGCUUUUCCUUUCUGCUGCAACAUUUUGGCAUAGCAGUUGUUGCACUUCAGACAAUGACAUUAUUGCAUCUGUAAAUGGCAACGUAAAUUUCUCCCAUGACCUUAAAUAUCUGAAACCAUUUUUUCGCAAAUUAAGUCAAAUGUCAAUAAUAAAAUAAUUGAAGACAAUUCUCCUAAUGUGCCUUGUUAAAUUAUAUGUUUAGAGGAGAGAACUUAAAAUACUGCCUCUAAGUCAUUGUUUUGUUUUUGCUACUACUGAUGAAUUUGGUUACCUGGUAUAAUGUGUUACUCAACAGACAGUAAAGCAUUUCUGUUUCCAGCUUGGAAAUGCUGUCUAAAUAAAUAAAUGACUUUUCCUGAAGCAUGUAUGCAGUAAUUUAGAUUUUCCUGUCUUCACCUCACACUUAAACUUCUUCCCAGCUUCCAAACUCACUGGAUGAUGUUAUGUCACCACUGUUCAACAGCUUGCUAUCCUUCACUGAAAUAAUAACUCUGUAAUGAACUAUUGCUAUCUUACAAAAUUUAUAUGACAGAACUGCACUGAUGAACUACAUUCUUUAUUUUAAUUGCAGUGCCAAUGAAACAUUUACCAUUGUAACUUACCCCCUUUGACAAGGAGGAUGUCUUGGCAGUUGUUAAAUUUUCUUCUAAUAAUUUCUACGGCAUAGAUCAUUGUAAUCACUUUUGAAACAUUGUGUUGGGUGCUUAGAUGUCUCUGCUUUAUAUGGUAUUAUUGCUCAGCAACAGUGAUAAGGCAGAUAAUACAGCGUAUAAGGGGCUUAACAGAGUAUGUUACAUUUUUGGAUGGAAUACUGUUUCUAAAUGUUUACUGAGAGAUGCAUGAGGAUGAAUAGUCUGUCUGCAGAAUAUUCCAUGAUAAUGACAUUAACUCAUGGCAUAGCUCAAGUAAAGAGGGGAGAUGCAAAUAAGUGGCCUUAUGUCCUUGAACCGUUGAAUUGUCAUUCCACACCCUCACCAACAGCUUUGUUAGACAUAAGGUGCUGUAUGUAGUCAGUGGAGUGCAUGUGUAUAGCUCUGGGUGCCCUUUUGUUUAAGCUGGUGUGUAGGUGAUGUUUGGGAGGUGUAUUCUAGACCUACUAGAUACUGUCACUUCAGAUAAGUUGCCCAAGAAAAAUGAAAUUACUUAAAAAGCCCUUUUUCUCCUUAGUAGGCUUUAAAAAUGGCAUCUUUAUGACUGGCAGUAGCAGAACAGCACUGUGGACAACACUGUGCAGUGCAGAUACCCAAGCGGGCUCUUCUAGAGCUGUCUUAAAUAGCCUCCUUCUGCAUUGUAUUGCUCAGCACAUCCCACAUUGCUCAGAAUUAACUUUCAAUAGCACAGAGAACAAAUCACCACGACUUACCAACAGCCAUCAACCCAGUCUUUGGUGGAGCAGAGAAUACAGAAUAUACUGUAGAACAAAGUUGCAGCCCUACUGAGUACGGACCCUCUCCCCAACUAUUUGUUGUCUCGUGAGUAAUUCCACAGUUGCAGAAUUAAUCCCAGUUCCAUGGUGAAGGAUGUAAUUUGUGGUUUGGUCUUUGCAGUUUCUUAAAGAAACCAGUAAUUUAACCAGUUUUAAACAUUCAAUGUGGACCAAAGAAGAUAGUUGUGAUUUUUG